Molecule: messenger RNA, 2282 nt
Organism: Olea europaea var. sylvestris
Lineage: Eukaryota; Viridiplantae; Streptophyta; Magnoliopsida; Lamiales; Oleaceae
Product: bZIP transcription factor 68-like
Exons: 20
Coding region: 411-2039 (542 amino acids)
Biological process (GO): regulation of DNA-templated transcription
Cellular component (GO): nucleus
Molecular function (GO): sequence-specific DNA binding; DNA-binding transcription factor activity
Source: RefSeq, a predicted model, not a curated record
CAAAGUCGAUUGACACCUAACCCCAAUCUCAGCCGUCAAUACCAGUCCACGACUCCAUCCAGUCAUCCAAUCAUCAACCCCUCCAAAUCCACGCUGGACUCUCUCUUUCUCUCUCUCUGUCUCCCUCUCUCUCUCAGCCUGAAAAUCGUCGACACAGCGAUUCCACCGUGUCGACGAUCUCUCACGAACGAAGCUCUAAUUUUCUCUCCCUAAAUCGAAUGAGAUUCAGUGUUUUUCUUACUUACCACCUCAUUUUUUGAUACAUAUAUGAUAUAAUUAAAGUUUAUUUGGCUGUUGGGUGACUGAGUUGAGUCAGUAGUUCAGAUUGACCGAGUUGCGGAUACGACGCACAUUCAUGUGUAUAACAUAAUGGUUUGACUGAUAUUGGAGGAAGUGGUGUAGUCUCGACAAUGGGUAGUGCUGAGAUGGAUAAAUCUUCUAAGGAGGGCAAAGAAACAAAGGAGUCAAAAAUUUCUUCUUCGCAGGAGCAGAAUUCAGCAACUUCUGGUAUGGUUACUGCUGAAUGGGCUGCCUUUCAGGGGUAUUCUCCUAUGCCUUCACAUGGGUUCUUGGCAUCAAGUCCGCAACCGCACCCAUAUAUGUGGGGAGUUCAGCAAUUUAUGCCACCCUUCGGCACUCCACCCCAUCCAUACGUUGCAAUGUAUCCCCCCGGGAGUAUAUAUGCACAUCCAACUAUUCCUCCAGGAUCAUACCCUUUCAGCCCUUUUGCUAUGCCAUCUCCAAAUGGUAUUGCUGAAGCUUCUCCUAACACUCCCGGCAACAUGGAACUGGAUGGUAAGUCAUCUGAGGGGAAGGAAAAACUUUUGAUUUUAAUGCAUGAGCAGAAUUCAGCAACUUCUGGUAUGGUUACUGCUGAAUGGGCUGCCUUUCAGGGGUAUUCUCCUAUGCCUUCACAUGGGUUCUUGGCAUCAAGUCCGCAACCGCACCCAUAUAUGUGGGGAGUUCAGCAAUUUAUGCCACCCUUCGGCACUCCACCCCAUCCGUACGUUGCAAUGUAUCCCCCCGGGAGUAUAUAUGCACAUCCAACUAUUCCUCCAGGAUCAUACCCUUUCAGCCCUUUUGCUAUGCCAUCUCCAAAUGGUAUUGCUGAAGCUUCUCCUAACACUCCCGGCAACAUGGAACUGGAUGGUAAGUCAUCUGAGGGGAAGGAAAAACUUCCCAUCAAAGUAUCUAGGGGAAGUUUAGCCAGUUUGAAUAUGGUUACUGGGAAGGAUAUUGAACCUGGUAAAACAUCUGGUGCAUCUGCAGAUGGUGUGCAUUCCAAGAGUGGUGAGAGUGCAAGUGAAGGGUCCGGUGAAGGAAGUGAUGCAGAUUCUCAAGAUGACUCACAAAUGAAGUCCGGAGGCCUGCAAGAUUCUGCUGAAACAUCUCUGAAUGGAAAUGCUGGUCAUGGUUCCCAGAAUGGAGGACCAAAUACACCUAAUUCAGAAGUGAAUCGAACUCGUUCUAUCAUGCCAAUGGCAACAGCUGGGGUUGUGAGUGGUAUUCCUCACACCACUAACUUAAAUAUCGGCAUGGAUUACUGGGGUGCCGCUACACCAUCAACUAUCCCUGCAAUGCAUGGUAAGGUACCUUCUCUUGGUGCUGGAGGAAUGGUCACUACUGGAUCACGGGAAAAUGUUCAGUCACAGCUUUGGAUACAGGAUGAAAGGGAGAUUAAAAGACAGAGAAGAAAGCAAUCAAACCGGGAAUCUGCUCGCCGAUCCAGACUGCGCAAGCAGAUUCAGGAUGAAAGGGAGAUUAAAAGACAGAGAAGAAAGCAAUCAAACCGGGAAUCUGCUCGCCGAUCCAGACUGCGCAAGCAGGCAGAAUGCGACGAGCUGGCCCAGCAUGCUGUAGCUUUAAAAGAAGAAAACUCGUCUCUUAGAGCAGAAGUGGCUCGUAUACGGAGCGAGUAUGAGCAACUUUGUGCCCAGAAUGCAUCUCUGAAGGAGAAACUUGGUGAAAGUUCCAGUCAGGAUGAUCCGAGGUGCAGUCAGGAUUCCGGCCAAGCAGAUAACGAGCAAAGUGGGCAAUGAGUUUUGAGAAUGAGUGGCUUAACCUAACCAGUAGUGAUAUGAACUCCAAAAUUUAGGUAUUGUGUAGUUGAAAAUUCUGUCAAAACUUACGAUUCUAGUCCCAAUAUUUGUUUGUCAAUUAUUGCCCAUUAUUUGCCAUUUGACCAACGUUUUAUGGUUGAGGAAUCCAGAUAUAAUGUAGAGCUGGUAAUUUGUGAUUUUACCCUCGUUCAGAAAAAAAGGGUAUUGCGUUCAUCCAUGUUA